Molecule: messenger RNA, 1422 nt
Organism: Pecten maximus
Lineage: Eukaryota; Metazoa; Mollusca; Bivalvia; Pectinida; Pectinidae
Exons: 8
Coding region: 96-968 (290 amino acids)
Source: RefSeq, a predicted model, not a curated record
CCCUGGUGUCGUUGAGUGAUAAAACGGGUGUUGUACAGCUCUGCGCCUGAUAACUGAAGACUUGUUAGACAAAAAUAAAUUACUUUCCGGAAAAGAUGGAGAAACGGAACGCAGUCGGCCAGAUAAUGACACAUUUUGCGAUUCUGCUGAUCUUCGGAUUCAAUGUAAUAGCUGGAACUACCACAGUUAAUCCUAUCCAGAUAACGAUGUCCACCAAAGAUUUGAUGGUGAUGGAGGGCACGGACUUCAUCAUCAACUGUACCACGGGCGGCCUGGCCACCAAACUGCUCAGUGAACCCAUGGAGUUCACAUUUACUCCACAGGAGACAAUGGACGCUCCCCCGGGGAAUCGGGUAUCGCUUUCUGAAAACAACGACCUAAAGACCGGUAUAGACAGUAACAAAUAUGAAGUGUCCUUCUCCGCCCAAACCGACUUCAGCUUCUACCUCGUAGUAAAAGCUGCAUCAUUACAAGACACAGGCAUUUACUCGUGCGCUCGUGGAGGAAGGAACAUCUCCACGUUUGUUGAAGUUCGUUCCAAACAAGAUAUUAUCUGCACAUGCGCCGACGGUUACAUCCGGUACGGUAAUGCAUGUUUCCGAUUCUACCACCAGCAAAUGUCCUGGCCAGAGGCAUCGUAUAUGUGUGAGGCGUUUGGUUCGGAGCUUGCUUACAUUGAGUCGAAUGCCGAGUACGAGUUCCUGAGGGGAUUCGCUAAGGAAACACAAGGUGGAUUUAACGGCGAGGGUUUCUGGCUAGGAGCGACCUCGGCUCUACUUCCGGGUCACUGGCAUUGGAAGGCUGAUUUCUCAGUAGUGGACUUUGAUGCCAUGUCACCACUGGAGUCCAAUUCACCGAACUACGAUUGUCUUUACCUGUCUGGUCAGAACGAGUUUCUUCCCUUGGGAUCACUAUGUAACGCCAAACUUAAUUUUAUAUGCAAAACAAAGGUGUCCAAAUGUAUCUGAGGAAAGGAAUCGUCGAUGUACAACAGUAGCGAGGGACAGACAAGUGGAAAUUUCACCGAAAUAAGUUAACUGACAGUAUUUAUUUUCGGUCGUGUUUUCAGACAUUUUUUAUUUAAUUAAGGAAACUUAUAUGUUGUAUAUCAAGGUACCAAUGUUUGAAUUGGACACCUAAAUAACGGAAAGGGAACACUUGUGUAUCAAGGCGGUAAGAAGGCUGGAAGGUAAAAUGGAAAGAGGCACGUAAACAUUGUCAACGAAUACAUGAUGAGGACUGUAGGCCAGUUUGUUUACAGGUGUCUGGGUGUUAGAAAUGACACAAGCUUUACAUAAUACAAUGCGUAUUUAUUUGAAUAAUCCAUUUUUUAUUAUCAUUAUUUAAAAUGACAAUGCUGCUUUGUUUCGAAUUAUCUUUGUUUAUAUGUAUUGAUGUUCAUAAAAUAUUAAUAACUCAGAA